This is a messenger RNA of Chironomus riparius, 416 nucleotides long. The record is from the annotation of a GenBank genome assembly. NCBI's taxonomy places the organism in Eukaryota, Metazoa, Arthropoda, Insecta, Diptera, Chironomidae.
AAACCAGGGGCAAGACAUUUUUCAUCAACAGAAGUAAAUAAAUCGAAAAAACAGUUUAUUAAAUCUGAAGUGAAUUAUUGUAUCUUAAGAUGUGCCUGGAAAUGUCACAAGCACCAGAUAAGACUUCAAACGAUGUGUCUCAAAUAAGAAAUUCUCAAGAGCUCAGAACAAAUUUAUUAAAUAUUUCAAAUAUAUUAAAUACUGGAUUAUCAGCAGAAACAUUGGAUAUAUGCAUACAGCUAUGCGAAGCAGGCGUUCAUCCACAAGCACUUGCCAAUGUCAUUCAACAAAUCAGACGAGAAGUUGCUCAAAUCCAACAAUCAAGCCAAAAUGGAACUAAUAACACUAAUGAAUAAGAUCCAGUAAAGUCUCUUUCUUGUUAAUUAAUGCACAUAACGCUUAUCUCAUUAGUUUUA